Bipolaris maydis ATCC 48331 is the source of this 1269-nucleotide messenger RNA. RefSeq lists its product as uncharacterized. Gene Ontology annotation, molecular function: UDP-glucose 4-epimerase activity. Gene Ontology annotation, cellular component: cytosol. NCBI's taxonomy places the organism in Eukaryota, Fungi, Ascomycota, Dothideomycetes, Pleosporales, Pleosporaceae. Gene Ontology annotation, biological process: beta-D-galactose catabolic process via UDP-galactose, Leloir pathway. The record is from RefSeq and is a predicted model, not a curated record.
AUGUCUUACUUUGAGACGCGCUCUUCUGCCUCUUCUGAGAACUCCACACCAUGCUCACCAGCAUUCAGUAUUUCAUCAGUGUACAGCACUCCCAUCUCUGAGAUCGAUGAACUACAGUACUCCAGCUUGACAGUGUCUAGUCUUCGUCAAUCGAGACAUGUGCUAGUUAUUGGCGGGCUUGGUUAUAUCGGCAGUCAUACAUCGUUGGAACUCCUUCGAGCAGGUUCUAGUGUUGUGAUCAUAGACAAUCUCGACAACUCAUACAUGACGACACUAGACUGGAUCAAAGUACUAAGAGACGACUACUACUCAGCCAGUUUGUUGAGUCCAUCGCUUAUGUUCCACGAAGCCGACUAUCGGGAUGUGGACGCUAUGUCUACUAUUCUUCAUCAGUAUGGGGCUGGAUCAGCCAGCUCGGUAAUCGAAGGCGUCAUCCACUUUGCUGCGUACAAGGCUGUACCCGAAAGCAUUCAGCAGCCACUCAGGUACUAUUUCAAUAAUGUGUCUGGAAUGGUCACCUUCUGCUCGCUAUUGGACAGUCUUGACAUCAAAACGCUGAUCUUUUCCUCGUCAGCAGCCGUUUAUGGAGAGGUGACGUCCGAAAUUGGGCUGCGCAUUAGCGAGAAUCAUUGUGUCCAUGAAACUCGUGAGUGGACCAGGAUGGAUGGGAAGACCCAAGUCACAAAAGGUGGCUGUACAGCAAUCUCCAAUCCCUACGGCCGGACCAAGUGGAUGUGCGAGGCUAUUUUGAACGACUUGGCGAUAUCUGACCCAGAGUGGCGCAUCGUGGCUUUGCGAUACUUCAACCCAAUUAGCUGCGAUGCCAACCUAAUGCCUAGCUUACUGCGGGCCAUGGAUAGUCGGAUGUCACACCUCAAGAUAUAUGGCACAGAUUGGGAUACCAGGGACGGAACUGCAACGCGAGAUUUCAUUCAUGUCAGCGAUCUGGCAUUGGGCCACGUUGCAGCCCUCAAAGCGGUCGAUGAGUCGCGGCUGCGACGCGGGUCGCUCAAUACGUUCAACCUGGGCACGGGAGACGGCAAUUCGGUCAAGGAGAUCGUGUCAGCUAUGCAAACAUGUUCGGGAAGGACUAUCCCCACAGUGGAGAUAGGGCGGCGCGCUGGUGAUGUGGGGGUUGUUGUGGCGGAUCCCACGAGGGCAGCGGAAGAACUUCAGUGGAAGACGAAACGCUCGAUCGAUGAUUGUUGCAAGGAUCUUUGCAGAUUUCUUCAAAUCGAUGAUUGCAGAGCAAAGCCACAAUAUAGUUGA